AUGCAGCUCAAGGCCUUCACUGCUACCAUCGCCGCCCUCUCUGUCACUACAGCACACGCUGCUGCGGUGAAGAGGGUCACCAUUAGCGCCGGCUCCAUUGAAUUCCCCAGUAUCACGCUUGAUCCGAACGGUGUCCACACUGCCGUCUCUGGCCUCCUUGAUCAACUCGAGGGAGAUAUCGAAAGGGCCACGGCUAUCCUCCUUCAGCUUAACCAGGUCAGCGAUGCUGUCUCAAAGAGUGUUCUGGCUAGAGCCAUUCAGGCCGUUACCAUCAUUACUAGACUUCAAGCCCAAACUCGCCAAAUCAACCAGAAUGUGAACAGCGCUGUAAAGAAGAUCACAGCAGCUCUUCCCGCUCUUCCCGCUCUUCCCGCGAAACCCAGCCCGACUACGCCUGGCAACGGCGCUACUGCUACUCCGGCUGCGAACGGCGCUGAGGCCCUCACUCAGUCUCUCACCAGCAUCACCACAAAGGCAGAGGAGGUUCUGAGCCAGGCCAAGAAUCUGACUGCUGCUGCCAACACUCAGUUUGAAGAGCUCAGCAAGCAGAUUUCACAACAGCUUGCUGCUACCACUGCAGCGGUUGUACCCAUCAUCGGCCAAACUGCCGCACAGACUACCACCCAUGUUUCUGCUAUUGUCACCAAGCUUGUGGCUGACACUGGCAGCUCCUUGAGCUCCAUCUCCAACACUGCGCAGUCCGCACUCGGCACUGCUCAGAAUGCGGUUCAAGCUGUUGCCCAGACUACUACCACAACCGCACAGGGCGCUGUGACCAGCCUUAUCACACGAAUCGCCAACGCCAAGCUCGAGCUGAACCCUGUCCUCGUCGUCGGCUUCACCCCCAAGAUCACCAUCUAA
Messenger RNA from Colletotrichum truncatum, 861 nucleotides. RefSeq lists its product as uncharacterized. The record is from RefSeq and is a predicted model, not a curated record. Lineage: Eukaryota; Fungi; Ascomycota; Sordariomycetes; Glomerellales; Glomerellaceae.